AUGACUGACCAUCGCCCCUUGAUACCGAUUCUCAAUCACUAUACUUUGGAUGCUAUUGAGAAUCCACGCCUUCAACGCCUCAAGAUGAAAGUGGCCCCCUACAUCUUCACUGCAGUAUGGCGCGCAAGGAAACAACUUUGCAUACCAGACGCCCUGUCUCGCUCCCCAACCAGUCGCCCCACACCUGAAGAUGAAGAGGAGUGCACCACUUCGACUGCACAUGUCAGGCGUAUCGUUGCCAGCACCGCCACUUCCACUGACAACCAGGCAACAGGACCCAUCAUCGAAGAAGACAAGUCUCUACAAGAAAUCCACACGGCCGCAUCCCAGGAUCAAGAUUACAGUCGUCUCGUUCACUACGUCUCCAACGGUUUUCCUACCAACCGCUAUGAUCUCCACGCUUCCGCCCUCCCUUAUUGGAAGCUGCGGGACAACCUUUACGCGGAUGGAGAGUUAGUAUUGUAUGGACCCCGGAUUGUCAUCCCUGCAGCCCUCCGUAGACGCACCUUGGAUCGACUCCACGACAGCCAUCGAGGGAUUGAAGCUACUCGACGUCGUGCAAUGCAGACAGUAUUCUGGCCAGGUAUCAUGCAGAUAUCAAGAAGUAAGGUAGAAAGCUGUGAGGCCUGCCAACAGCUUCUCCCUAGUCAGCAACAAGAACCUUACAUGUGUGACGACCAUCCAUUCCGGCCCUUCGAAAGUGUGUCAGCUGACUUCUUCCACGUAGCAGGGAAAUCCUUCCUUGUUAUUGCAGAUAGACUUUCAGGCUGGCCUGUGGUUGUUCCCUGUGGACGUGACACAACUGCAGCCAGAGUUACAAGAAUGUUCUGUGUUUUCUUCCGCGAGGCUAAUGGACACGCAGAAGCUGCAGUUAAAUCGGUUAAACACCUUAUCAUCAAGACUGCCCCAUCCGGGAACAUAGAUUGUGAAGCCUUUGAUAGAGGACUGCUGGAGCUUCGGAAUACACCGAACCCUGCUGGACGCUCCCCUGCGCAGAUCCUCUAUGGCCAUCCUCUCCGCACUUGUGUUCCGGCUCACCCCAGAUCAUUCACAGAGGAGUGGCAAACUAAGACUGAAGAUUACGACCGUCGCACUGCUGCCCAAACUGACCAGGCCAUGAGCCUUUACAAUUCUCAUGCCUGCCAUCUACCCAAACUCCCACCUCGGGCCAACGAGUUAGGAUACAGGACGCAACGACGCUUCGAUGGGACAAGGUCGGCAUCGUGA
Molecule: messenger RNA, 1227 nt
Organism: Macrobrachium nipponense
Lineage: Eukaryota; Metazoa; Arthropoda; Malacostraca; Decapoda; Palaemonidae
Exons: 2
Coding region: 1-1227 (408 amino acids)
Source: RefSeq, a predicted model, not a curated record